Messenger RNA from Seminavis robusta, 1783 nucleotides. The record is from the annotation of a GenBank genome assembly. Lineage: Eukaryota; Bacillariophyta; Bacillariophyceae; Naviculales; Naviculaceae.
GAGCAAAGAUACCAUGGAUCUUCUUUACCGCGACAUCGCAGCCUUCGACGCCGCAAAUGAGUUGGACCCACAGGAAAGACGCCAAGACCACAAUUGGAUUGACUAUUACUGAGUAACAAGCCUCUACCCUUGAACACCAUACCUGUAGCAUCGGUAACCAGAUCUUCUCCUACCCAGCCGAUCUAUUUGUGGUAACAUGAAGCUCCUUUUUGCCUCGCUCCCUCUGCUUCUCCUGGCCCCACAGCUCAUCCAUGGUCAAGAUGAUGGUUCUCAACCUCAGUGUGCCAACUGGACAAAGCCCAUCUAUUUUUACAAUGACCCUGCCCUGCAGUCGGCAGACUAUGACUACCUCUUUGCCGUGAUAACAACGAUUGAAGCUGACUGCUUUGAUGCUGAUGGUGUUCCCACUCCUUGCUCCCUUGAAAUAGCUUCAGAUCUCCCAGAAGCACCAGCCUACGAAACAGAGUGCUACAAAGGUGGAGGUAGAAUCUGGACAUACACCUACCAUCCACUCUGUGGUGAUGGUGCUAGUUCAUCGGAUUACUCUGUCAAGCCAGUGCUGAUCUGUGCCAGUGCUAGCUGUUCCAGUAAUGGUGUAUCCAAUCUAAUUCCCCAGCAAGAGCUGAGAGAGCUAAAGAACUACUCAUGUGGUUCUGGAGUAAACGAUCUUGAAAUGAAGGAUUAUCCCAGCUCUGAAAGUGCUUCCCAACCUGAAUGUUACAAUUGGACCCAGGCUCAGCUGUUCGAUUGGAAUCCAGAUUUGAAGCCGGCCGAAGAUGCCUACCUGGAAAUGGUUGCCUUGAAAAUGGGAGCAGAGUGCCUUGAUACUGCUACCAGCCCAGCCACAGCCAAAGCCUGUGAUAUCACCCUGAGUGAAGAUGAUGCAGCCACCAAAAAAUACAAAGAGGAAUGUGAAAAAGUUGGUGGUGGUCACCAGUUAUGAAUGAAACCAAAUUGCAAUCCUGGUACACCGAGAUGAAGAUUGCACCAAUGAUUGUUUGCUCCAGUGCUAGUUGUCCAGAAAAUGGAGUGAUUAACUUGUACCCACGACAAGAGGAGACAUACAAGUAUAUGGAUGAAGCUGGUAUCACCUGUGGCAGUGUUAUUGACAGUUCAAACACUGAGGUUCUCAGCAGCCCAACAGGCAGCAGUGGCACCAACCUCCAAGUCUUUGGAAGCUUUGUGGCUGCCACAUUGUUGGCCAUUUCUGCCUUUUUUGUUUGAAAGGUUUUAUUUAGCGUUUGGAACUAAUGUUAUGAUUAGUGGGGGAUCAGUCGAAACUGCAAUCACCAGCAUACGGCUACACCUCUAUACUUUUAAAAAAAUCGACGGUGUUAAAUAAAUAUGAAAAAGGAGUGAUGUUGGUGAUUGCGGACAAUAUGCACACUCCAAUCCAUGUUACUACAUGUAAUCAAUCGAACGCAAACUCUGAGUCAAAUUACAAACUCUCAAAUCUGUGAAGUUCCAGAUCUUCUUUUGUGCGGUGACUUUGUUCUCUGGUGUCUUGAGCUCUGUUGAAGGCCAGCCAACCAGAAAGGUCUUGUUCUGACGUUGGUGCUCUAAGCGCCACGAAUUCCACCUCCACAAGCGCAGCAUGCAACGUUGGCAGUAAGGCCGGGUGUGAAAACGAGCCUAUGGUGCAAGGAGCCAUCUUUCCGUGGCGUCAUUGCUAGUACAGUGUCCCAUAAUAAUGAAAUUCGAGUUUCGAUUUCGAGUAUUGAUUUCAAGUUUCCUGGUAAAAAUAGUCAAAAUUAUAUAUUUUAGGUUUGUUUUGGUGGUCCCC